AUGAGAGAGAAUCAGAAAGAAGCUGAUUGCAUGCGAGAGCGCAUGCGAAAGCUUGCUCUCUGGUGCACUAGAACCUUCACGCCCAUCAUCAAUCACGACGAGCUCGAGCCAAUCAUGGCCACCCUCGGUUUCGUCGCUGUUCCCAAUGAUGACACCGCCUCCACCGCUGUCGCUUGGAAGGAAUAUUACUCUUCGGCGAGCGGCUGGUUCGCUACUCAUUUGGUUGCCGCGGAGCCACUGCCCAGGCCUCGACUUCCCUACCCGAAGAUCGACGGACUCCACAUCUCCACAUACACCGCCUUUCUAGAUGCCCUCAACUUCUAUCUCCAGAUGUCCGACAUCUCUGAUCUCUUCCAUGUUCGGGGAGUGGAACUCCAUAAAACUAAUGACCGAAGCAAGAAGUGGUGUCGUAUGGAAGAAGAUGAUAAUAUCUUUGUUUACAGAGACGGAACGCUGGACCAAGCAGGAGACACUUCCUAUCAAGUCAACAAGAAUGACGUCAACGGUAGCAGCAACAAAGGGCGCAAAACCAUCAUCCGGGAGAAGGGCAAAAUUUCCCCGACUGGCUGCAUAGUCUCAUUGAAAGAUAUCAGCGAGACCAUAAUAGUUGGAUCAAAUGAUGGUCGUCCUACAAAAAUUACUCAAUAA
Molecule: messenger RNA, 648 nt
Organism: Ilex paraguariensis (yerba mate)
Lineage: Eukaryota; Viridiplantae; Streptophyta; Magnoliopsida; Aquifoliales; Aquifoliaceae
Source: the annotation of a GenBank genome assembly